This is a messenger RNA of Bufo bufo (common toad), 4089 nucleotides long. It is a transcript of the gene SNX16, whose product is annotated as sorting nexin 16. NCBI's taxonomy places the organism in Eukaryota, Metazoa, Chordata, Amphibia, Anura, Bufonidae. Gene Ontology annotation, molecular function: phosphatidylinositol binding. Gene Ontology annotation, cellular component: late endosome; early endosome; extrinsic component of endosome membrane. The record is from RefSeq and is a predicted model, not a curated record. The transcript is spliced from 8 exons. Gene Ontology annotation, biological process: early endosome to late endosome transport; endosome to lysosome transport; protein targeting to lysosome. Bases 163 to 1167 code for a protein of 334 amino acids.
AUCAAAGGUCCUUGCGCUGACUGGCUGUGUGCUGGUCGGUGCAGUAUGAGAGUGCGGAGCGCCGCUGUCAUUACUGCGCUGUCACCCGCGUCCACCGAGCGUCUAUGCCACUUGUUUGAAGGAACAUUAUGGUUGGAUAAAUGCUAAUAAGCUGCAAAGAAGAUGGCGACACCGUAUGUCCCCGUGCCAAUAGGAAAUCCAUCUUCGGGCAACAUAACUAGAAGCCGAAGAAGCUCAUCCCUUGGAAGCAGCUCCACAAGUUCGACCUCCUCUAAAGAGCCACCUGAAGAUGGCAACCCUAGAAACCGCAAGAAGCUAAGUGCCCCCGAUCAGCUGAGCUGUACCUCCUCUGUGUGUAGCAGCCCCCUGGUAAGGACUAAAUUUGACUCCUCUGUGGAGUACAGCUCGCGACCAGUACCCCAUGAACAUAUUCCUAACCCGGCAGAGCUGGAAGAGAGGCCUUCAACACCCACCAUCUUAGGAUAUGAAGUGAUGGAAGAACGGGCAAAGUUUACCGUAUAUAAGAUUCUAGUUAGAAGAAGCCCGGACGAGAGCUGGGUGGUCUUCCGGAGAUACACAGAUUUUUCAAGGCUUAAUGACAAGCUGAAGGAAAUGUUCCCCGGUUUCCGACUCGCUCUCCCACCUAAACGCUGGUUUAAGGACAAUUAUGAGUAUGAUUUCCUGGAGGACAGGCAGCUGGGCCUGCAGGCUUUCUUACAGAACUUGGUCGCCCACAAGGACAUUUCGAACUGCGCCCCUGUGAGAUUAUUUCUGUGUCUGGAUGAGCCGCCUGGACCUUUUGAUAGCCUGGAAGAGAGCAGGGCUUUUUGUGAGACUUUAGAAGAAACGAAUUACAGACUUCAAAGGGAUCUUGCUGAGAAGCAGAAGGAGCUUGAAGCCUUGAAAAAGCUUUUAAAUGAAAAGCAGCUGCACAUCCAGACGCUAGAAAGCCGGAUCCAGGAAUCGAGCACAGGGCCUGGUGAGGCGCGCAGACCUUCAAGAGAAGAGAGCGAGUGCAGUGGCGAGGUGGAGUCCUCCGCCAUAGAAGCGGAUCAGGUGGCCUCCGCAGACAAUGGCUCCUUUAAAGAGAACCAUGAGAUCUGCUGGAAUGAGUCCCUGCCGGAGAUUGAAGUAGCAGAGGUGGCAGACCCCGAUGAAGAAGUCUGAUGUGCCUGAGUUUUGUGGACCCUUACAUACCUGGGCCUUUAUCGGGGACCCACACAAAUAGUUUACACAAUCAAGUUCUAGAGAAGGAUGUGCGGUCCUUGCUGCUAAUUGACCAGUCUGGUGGAGACGGCUGACCUACCUAAGGAUCUAAUAGGCCGGAGUCUUAGAACUGAGGCCCAUCUGACAACUCGCGUACUCUCCAUAUACCAGUAAUGGCCUAGCUGUAUCUGAUUGCAGCACUGUCUCAAGCACUUUUGUAGAAAUUGUCACUAUUCUCACCAGUGUCACAAGGGCAUGUUCCGCUUUGCCAAGACUUGAUUUCUGUAUUUUUGUACACCCGUGAAGCAAUUGUUCAGUGCCGUGGACGUUGCCAACAGUUUAUUUUUAUCAAAAGCAGCUCAGAAGAAAAAGCCGCAAAUAACCGAACCUGACCAUAGGAUGUAUUAUUAGAGUGAUUCAUAGGAGACGCACCUGGCGCCCGGCAAUUCUCUGUCAUAGCGAUUGCCUAAACCCAGUGCGUGUGCCGCUGUCUGAAUAAAGCAGAGUCUCUGCACAGACAUGACGGGUAAGACCGGCACCAUACGGUUUGUCAGCACAAUCGCAACCCUGCAUAUCUCCAAAUAACGCCUGCUUUUAUUUAAAGACGGAGCUGUGUGAAUUUCCAAUAUUUUAAAGACUCAAUCCAAGACUAGAUGUACCAAAUGCAAAAGUAAUGUAUUUAUACAGUGAGAGAACCUGACUGGUCAUGUAUAUUUUACGCCGUGGGCAGAGGGGAGCGAAAUGUAUUUUUUUUUUUUUGUUUUUUUUUCUUUAAUUUUGCACUCGUAGAAGAUGGGGGAUAUAUGUAUAAUCUCAUCAAACACCAUAGGCAGCCGAUUUUAUAUUGGGGUAAAGUAGUUGCUCCCACUAUUUAAAUCAACGCGCACCAUAGUUAGCUGGUCUUUUAUGGUGUAAUUGCAGCGUCUGCUGCGCUCGUGUAUAUGUGUGUUCAUAUGAUAUAUAAUCAUUUAUCCUUCUUCUGGUUUAAAGGGGUUUUUCCGGGGGGGAGGGGAAUUAUACAUAUAAAAAAAAAUCAUCUAUGGGGGGUGUCAAAAUAACAAAAAAAAAAGCUAGUCACGAUCCCUUCACCGCCCCUGUUCCAAGAGCAGUGAGGGGUUAUUCAGGUGUGUAUAACUUUCUUUUUUUUUUUAUACUUUAUUCUGACCUUACUGAGACAUAAUAUAAAAUUAUAUAUAUAAUUUAUUUACCGGGCACCUCUUUAAAGGGCUUUUAGUUAUGGAUAGCCUAUCCUCAGGAUAGGUCCUCAAUAUCAGAUCUGUGGGAAUCAAGGAUCCCCACCGAUCCGCUGUUUCGGGCCAGCCCCGGGGAUGGUAUUGUAAGCACAAGGUUCGGUCCACUGUGCAGCGGCCAUGCCGGGGUACUGGAGCUCGGCUCUGAUUCAAGUGGAUGGGAACUGAGCUGCAAACUCUACAGUAGACAGAUCCUUCCAUCCACUGUAUAGUUUCCAGCAUCAGCGGGCACCCAGAACAUCUGAUCGGUGUGUGGGUGCUAGGCGUUGGGCCCCCACCAAUCUGUUAUUGAUGAUCUAUCCUGUCAUUCAGCUUUAUUUUUGCCUAUCCUGUGGAUAGGUCGUCAAUAUCAAAGGAAACCCCUUUAACUACUAUAGUAUAAGAAUAGGCAAUAUCGUCAAUGUUUAAUCGGAGAGGGUUUAGCCUUCCAGGCUGCGGCACUCUGCUUCGUGCUGUGGCUCCUUUGUCUGGUUGGGAGGCGGAGGUCCCAGUAAUUGAAUCUCCACCGGUCAGACAUUGAUAGCACACCCUUGAAGGAAUUGUUCUCAUUAUAUCCUUAUGCUUCCAUACCAUAUGUGUAUUAAAGCAGGUACAGGGGACAUUCGAGGACAGGGAGGACUAUUAGGGACUAUUUUUUUUGGCAGAUUUUAGGACAAGUAAGUAAAACGUACUGAGAGUUUAUUUUUAUUUUUUCGAUCCAAAAAGGGCGAAAAAACUCCAUCUCUUUCCCUCCACUGUCACCUGGACCUGUUUUUAGCACAAGCCUUAAAACUCCUAGUCAUCUCCCAUCUUUUACUUUGCCAGUAAACACUUCAUAAAUGAUCACAGUGUAAUUAUUAACAGUAGUAUGCUUCUAAAUGGUUAAAUGCUGCAUUUCAGAUGUUGGCUCUGUUAUCCAUUCAGCUUCAUUUUUAUCCAUUCAUUAUUCAUUAAAAAUCUUUGUACAACUGGAAAUGACGAUUUUACUUAGCAUCGAGUCUGAAUGUCUGGAUUACAGCUGGAUUCUUUGCUGACCAAUAUUGCUCUCGCAUUCAUCCAAGGCUUUUAAAGGGGUUCUCUGUUUUUUUCUAUAUUGAUAACCUAUCCUCAGGAUAGGUCAUCAAUAUCAGAUAGGGGGGGGAUGUCCAGAUCCCGGCACUUCCGCUGCUCAGCGGUUUGAAGAGAACGCAGUGCUCAUACGAGCGCUGUGUUCCCCGCACGGUUUAACUGCUCGCAACGGUGAGCAGUGUCAUUACAACUACGCCGUCCCCAUUCACUUCAAUGAGAUUGCUCAUCCGAUCGGAUAUUGAUGACCUGUAUAAAAAAAAAAGGAAAAAGACAACCCCCUUUAAAUCAUAAACGCGGAAAAAUCUACGCCCUUUCCUAAGGGGUCCUGCACAUAUGAAUUUGACAUUUUCACCUGUAAAAACAAUAACCACCAGAAUAAGCGCUGGCGUUUUUUAUUUUGGCUUCGUGCAAUUUUUGCAGGUGCAUUUCUGGUGCAAAGGAAAACCUGGCUUAGUUGCCCCCAACAACGAAUCAGAUUUCAUUUUUCAGAGCUCAUUUGGAAAAUAAAAGAAUCAAUCUGAUUGGUUGCUAGGGGGCAACAAAGUCAAUUUUCAUUUGCACUAGUUUUGAUAACUCUCUCCCUAUG